Messenger RNA from Recurvomyces mirabilis, 5697 nucleotides. It is a transcript of the gene MOT1, whose product is annotated as TATA-binding protein-associated factor mot1. The record is from RefSeq and is a predicted model, not a curated record. The coding region runs from base 1 to 5697 and encodes 1898 amino acids. Lineage: Eukaryota; Fungi; Ascomycota; Dothideomycetes; Mycosphaerellales; Teratosphaeriaceae. The transcript is spliced from 2 exons. Gene Ontology annotation, molecular function: DNA binding; ATP binding; ATP-dependent chromatin remodeler activity.
AUGGCACAUUCCCGAUUAGAUCGAUUGGUCACUUUGCUGGAGACCGGCAGUACACCUCUCAUUCGUAAUACUGCUGCGCAACAACUUGCGGAUGUGCAGAAGAACCAUCCGGACGAGCUCUUCAACCUACUGACACGUGUCGUGCCGUACCUUCGAUCACCAUCAUGGGAUACUCGGACAGCCGCCGCUAAAGCCAUUGGCGGCAUUGUCGAACAUGCCGAGAAGUAUGAUCCCGAUGCAACACUGGACACCAUCAAGGAUGACGAUACGAAUGGCUCCCUCAAAAAGGAGGAAUCGGACCUCACUUCGUCUCCAGAGCAACUUCAGCUGGCCACCUUGGACGUGGAGGCUAUCUUGACCAAUGGCAAAGAGCUUCUCGGCAGUGCUGGGAAGCAGUAUGAUUUCCAGCUGGCUGGUCUUAAUGCUGUACAACGACUAGCGCAUCAGAAGAAGACACUGACCUCUCGACUUGGACUUGGCGGCGAGUACAUUGAGGAGGAUCUGGUUACUGAGAAGGAUAUUGCAAUCCGAUCGUCAUCCUUCUCUGUGCCCUCCCUGCCAAAGCUGAGCACUGAUCUGUCACACAACGCCUCAAUGGACGCCGAGUAUGCCAUGAAGUCACCAGACGAUGUUCCACCUACGCCAUCAGGUGGUGAAAUGAGCAAGCGACAAUUGAAUAUGCUCAAGCGUCGUCGCAAGGAAGAAUUGAGACGCGACAACAAAAAGUUCAAGUACGACUUUGCUUCUCGACGCGAGAGCAUCAGUAACACAAAGACACCCCUUGACGCCGACGUCAAACCAGAGAUUAAAGCUGAGCCUGGCGAGAAUGGCAACGCUGAUUAUUUCUCACUCGACCGCAAAGGUGGCGAUGACGAAUCAAAGAUGGUGUCGGAGUUCAAGGGUGUGCCGGCUCAGGAGAAGUCAACUCUGCUUGCAGAAGAUGAGGAAGAAGGCAACGAGUGGCCAUAUGAGCGUUUGUGCGAGUUUCUUACCGUCGAUCUGUUCGAUCCGCAAUGGGAGAUACGCCACGGCGCAGCUAUGGGCUUGCGUGAGAUUGUGCGUGUGCAGGGUGCUGGUGCUGGUCGCCACGCGCACCAAACUCAAUCGGGGAAUGAUCAGCUCAAUCGUGCGUGGUUGGAUGAUCUGGCUUGUCGUAUAUGCUGCGUCUUCAUGCUGGAUCGAUUCGCCGACUAUGUCUCUGACAACGCCGUGGCGCCGAUUCGCGAGACUGCUGGUCAAGUGCUGGGUGCUCUUCUCCAACAUUUGCCGCCUGCCACAGUUCACGAUAUUAAUCGCAUACUGUACCGACUUGUCAUGCAGAAAGACCUCAAGGUCUCAAGGCGCAUAUGGCACGCAUGUCAUGGUGGCAUGAUCGGCAUGCGCUACCUUGUCGCCGUGCGCACGGAUCUGCUUUUCCAAGACCGCUCACUUCUGGACGGCGUUCUUGAAUGUGUCGUUAAAGGUCUGGGCGACAUGGACGAUGACGUGCGCUCGGUGAGUGCUGCAACACUUAUUCCUGUAGCAAAGGAGCUCGUUGAAGUGCGCUCCGACGAAUUGAGCCACCUCAUUAGUGUUGUGUGGGAAUGCCUGUCGAGUCUAAGCGACGAUCUAAGCGCAAGUACUGGGUCUGUCAUGGAUCUGCUUGCCAAGCUUUGCAGCUUUCCUGAAGUGUUGGAAGCCAUGAAGAAGAACGCAGCAGUAGAUCCUGAGCAGUCUUUCGAUGAGCUGGUACCACGCCUAUACCCCUUCCUGCGCCAUACGAUUACAUCCGUACGUUCAGCGGUCUUGCGUGCUCUACUCACCUUCAUGAGCAUUGAGGGCGCAGACACAAAAGGCUGGAUCAAGGGCAAGGCGCUCCGCCUCGUGUAUCAGAAUCUACUCGUGGAGCGCAAUGAAGGCGUCAGUAAACUCUCGCUCGAAGUCUGGAACGCGCUUUCGGAUGACUUGGCGGCCAGGAGUCCAACAGCAUUCAUGCAAGAGUUCGAUCCGCAUGCUUCGUCACUCAUAAGCUUGACAAUACAUCCGAUCGGUGUUAGUCGGAACCCCAUACCGAUGGACGCGACUUUGUUCAUAAAACCUUCCGGUCAAGCAUAUGCGCCUUUGGCGUCAGCCCAUCACCCCUCCGAGACGAAUGGUUCAGAGCCGGCGAAGAAGCGGCGAAAAGCCGAGAAGAAGGAUACCACUCCAGUGAUGCCAACCCCAACAUCGCACAAUAUCGACGCAGCCAUAAUGCAAGGUGAUGUCGACCUUGUUGGUACAGAAGUCAUGGUCAAGACCCGUAUUGCCGCUACCCGAGCAUUGGGCAAGGCUAUAUCACUGUCGUCACCAGAGGAGCAGACGGGAUUCUAUGAUCCGAGAUUGCUGCCUGGUCUGCGAUCGUCUUUUGCCUCCACACAGAUCUUCACCGCGAUGGCAUUGGAAGGGUUUGCUUCCGUCACACAGAUCUCGACCGGCCUAUCGACAGCUGCGACUACUGAGCUGCGCGCUCUUGUUGAGGACGACAGACCAUCUUCAUACACGGACCUCACCAACUAUCUACGGAUCGUCCGAGCGCAAUGCCAGCAGCUUCUUAACGCUUUCCAAGAAGCUGCACAUGUACCACCAGCCAAGCUUCCGAUCAUGGCAGUCGUGUGUCAAGGAGAGCCAGACGCCGGCAAGAAUGCUUUCUCACUCGCUGAUGCCGAGAAGAUCCUCACCCACGACUUUGAGAGGUUGCGCAAGAAUUUAUCGACGAUACAGAGGAUGUCUUCAGCAGAGGCACUAGACGCCGCAAAGACAGACGCCGAUACUGCUUUAGCAACCGCGAAAGAGGCCAAGUCGCGGGCAGAUCUACGCAUCAGAGCUUCUGCUGCUUCCGCACUUGUUGCUUUGCGCGUGGUGCCCAAGAAGCCUCAAUUCACGAUCAAAGGCAUCAUGGACAGCAUCAAGGAAGAAGACAACUUCGACCUUCAACACAGGUCUGCGACGGCCGCAAGCAGAUUGAUAGCUCAACUCGUUGAGAGCGGUAGGCACAAGAUCGUGGAGAAGGUCGUCGGCAACCUUGUCAAAUUCUGCUGCAUGGAGACUGGUGAGACGCCGGAGUUCUAUCCUAAUGCUAGCAGAGAGGCAGGUAUCCUGUCCCUGCAGAAGGAUGAGGAUAUCCAGGAUCGACCUGACCCAGCGAAGUAUGAGCGAGAGGCGAGGCAGGCUCGUGUCACCAGACGUGGUGCCAAGGAUGCUCUGGAGCAACUGUGCAUCACCUUUGGGCCUGACGUGUUCGUGAAGGUGCCGAAGCUUCGAGAUGUCAUUGAGGGGCCGAUACGCCAGUGCUUUACUGGUGACCUGCCAACGGAUAUACUGGAGCCCGAGAAUCCUUUCGGCCAGGAGGUUGUUGAUGCGCUAUCAACGCUGCGGGCCCUGAUCGCUACUCUCGAUCUUGCACUGCAUACAUGGGUUCUGGACUUGCUACCUUUCGUCGCCACCGCACUGCAAAGCAAGCUCUCCGUUCUACGCUACACAGCUGCCAAGUGCUUCGCCAGCGUGUGUAGCACCAUCACUGUUCAAGGCUACACCAUGCUGGUCGAGAAGGUGCUGCCGUCUAUCAACAACGCACACGAUGUUGUGCAGCGACAGGGUGCCAUCGAGUGCAUCUAUCAUCUCAUUCAAGUCAUGGGUGACGGUAUCCUGCCAUACGUAAUCUUCCUUCUCGUACCAGUCCUGGGUCGCAUGAGCGACUCAGACAGCGGCGUCAGGCUGAUUGCGACCACUGCUUUUGCUACUUUGGUCAAGCUCGUGCCCUUGGAAGCAGGUAUUCCCGACCCGCCAGGCUUGCCGCAGAGUCUCCUUGAAGGCCGCGAGCGCGAGCGGAAGUUCAUCUCCCAAAUGCUGGAUCCGAAGAAGGUCGAGUCUUUCACCAUUCCUGUAGCUAUCAAGGCUGAGCUGCGCUCGUACCAGCAGGAUGGCGUCAACUGGCUGGCUUUCCUCAACCGCUACCACUUGCAUGGCGUCCUAUGCGAUGACAUGGGUCUAGGCAAGACUCUACAGACGCUUUGUAUGGUUGCCAGCGAUCAUCACCUCCGCGCCGAAGAGUUUGCGAAGACUGGUGCCGAAGACGUCCGCAAGCUGCCGUCGCUUAUCAUUUGUCCUCCGACAUUGACUGGUCACUGGAAGCAGGAGAUACGGACAUAUGCUCCGUUCUUGAACGCUGUCGCCUACGCUGGGCCACCUGGAGAGCGAGGUAAGGUUCGUUCGCAGCUGGCUACUGCUGACGUGGUCAUUACGUCUUACGAUAUUUCUCGGAACGACGUUGACAUACUCUCACCUAUCAAUUGGAACUAUCUCGUGCUUGAUGAGGGCCAUUUGAUCAAGAAUCCGAAAGCCAAGGUCACGAUUGCAGUGAAGCGUCUUCCAAGCAACCAUCGUCUGAUACUGUCGGGCACGCCUAUUCAGAACAAUGUCCUUGAGCUUUGGUCAUUGUUCGACUUCCUCAUGCCGGGCUUCUUAGGCACAGAGAAGGUCUUUCAGGAUCGCUUUGCCAAGCCCAUUGCUGCCAGCAGAUUCGCCAAGUCGUCCUCCAAAGAGCAGGAGGCUGGUGCUCUGGCCAUUGAGUCUUUGCACAAGCAAGUCCUGCCAUUUCUGCUUCGUCGCCUCAAGGAGGAAGUGCUUAAUGAUCUGCCUCCGAAGAUCUUGCAGAACUACUACUGUGAUCUUAGCGAUCUGCAGAAGCGGCUUUUCGAAGACUUCACGCGCAAAGAGUCACGAUCGCUGCAGGAGAUGGCUGGUAGUGGUGACAAGGAGGCCAAACAGCAUAUCUUCCAAGCCUUGCAAUACAUGCGUAAGCUAUGCAAUUCGCCAGCCAUGGUCAUGAAGGAAGGCCACAAGCAGUACGCAGCCACACAGGCGCUGCUAGCCAAGGACGGCUCGAGCUUGAAAGACCCGAAACAUGCUCCCAAGCUCACUGCCCUACGCGAUCUGCUGGUCGAUUGCGGCAUUGGUGUUGAGACGGCAGACUCAGCCAUCCCGUCCGCCGAAGAAGCCGUAUCUCAACACCGUGCACUCAUCUUCUGUCAGAUGAAAGAGAUGCUGGACAUGGUCGAGUCGACCGUGUUCAAGAAGCUCCUCCCAUCGGCAACGUUCGCGCGCCUGGAUGGCUCCGUGGAAGCAUCGAAGCGACAGGACAUUGUCAACCGCUUCAAUUCCGACCCGUCGAUAGACUGUUUGCUCCUCACGACCAGCGUCGGCGGUCUUGGCCUCAACCUUACAGGUGCAGAUACCGUCAUCUUCGUCGAACACGACUGGAAUCCGUCCAAAGACCUCCAAGCCAUGGAUCGCGCCCAUCGAAUCGGACAGAAGAAGGUCGUCAAUGUCUACCGUCUCGUCACACGCGGCACGCUCGAAGAGAAGAUCCUGUCUCUCCAGCGCUUCAAGAUCGACGUUGCGAGUACAGUUGUCAACCAGCAGAACGCUGGACUCGGCACCAUGGAAACGGACCAGAUCCUGGAUCUGUUCAAUCUAGGGGAGACUGACCCGAAUCUCGCAAUCCCUGAUGGCAAAGGCGAGGGCGAGACGGUGGAUGAGAGUAAUGCUGUUGAUGCUGAGGGCAAUGUGAAGGAGAAGGGGAAGAAGGGCAUCUUGGACGAGUUGAGUGAGCUUUGGGAUGAGAAACAGUACGAGGAGGAGUUCAACCUCGAUGGCUUCUUGAAGAGUAUGAAGGCUUGA